AGCAGCUUUGUCCCAACAAAGAGACGCGUUAGCCGCUUAGCAAGCAGGCGGGGGCUCUGAGCUAGUUCACACGGCGCUGACAGACACUUCUACCUGCUGUUGCUUUGAAGUAAACACGCUUUGGGGUUUCAGACUCGGGUGAAGUCUUGGAGAGGUCCUAUGGUCUGUUACUUGAGCUCAACAUGUACUUCUACUGCUGCUCUGCCCAGAGUUUAGAGUUUUAAUUAAGGCGUGUUUAGGAGGACGGACUAGAAUCGGGAUUGUUGCUCAACACCGUUUUGUGGAACCCUGUAUCUCCUCGAAGGCUGCAGGUCCGUCGAGCGUACAUUUAUUUAAAGUCAUGGCGGACGGGAGGAUCUAUGUGGGGAACCUUCCCAUGGAUGUGCAGGAGAGGGACAUUGAGGAUCUCUUCUUCAAAUAUGGCAAAAUUCGGGAUAUCGAGCUGAAGAACAACCGCGGCACCAUCCCGUUUGCCUUUGUUCGUUUUGAGGACCCACGGGAUGCAGAGGACGCUGUCUAUGGAAGGAAUGGAUAUGGAUUUGGAGACUGUAAGCUGCGUGUGGAAUAUCCUCGCUCCUCAGGAUCCAAAUUUGGCGGAUCAGGCGGAGGACCAAGGGGAAGGUUUGGACCUCCGUCACGCAGAUCUGAGUUCCGGGUUAUAGUUACGGGCCUUCCUCCCACUGGAAGUUGGCAAGACCUUAAAGACCACAUGAGAGAGGCAGGAGAUGUGUGCUUUGCUGAUGUGCAGCGCGACGGUGAGGGAGUGGUGGAAUUCCUUAGACGGGAAGACAUGGAGUAUGCGCUGCGUCGACUGGACGGCACGGAGUUCAGAUCCCACCAGGGUGAGACGGCCUACAUCAGAGUACUGGAGGAGCGUGGCACAAGCUGGGGUCGUUCCCGUUCUCGUUCCAGGUCUCGUGGGCGGUACACUCCUCCAUACCAGAGCCGAGGCUCUCCUCCUCGCUACCGCUCCCCUCCACGCCAUAUGGCUCGUCUCAGCCCUCCCUCGCGAAGACCACCGCCUCAGCAACACAGCCCACCGCCACGCCACUAUCGGUAAACGGCCAAACGCGUUCAGACAUGUUUAAAACCCUCUCCUCCCUCAUGUCCUACCUUUUUUAAAAAAAAAUUUUUUUUUUUUUUUUUUUUAAUUUUGUAAUUUACAUUCCGCAAUUAAGACCAUCCCUGGAAAGCCUUAGUCUCUGUUCCCGAGUGUCAAGACAGUCUUGAAAGAUGAAAGCGUUCCUCAUCUGGUCAGUAAUAACUGGAUAAUUCAUAACUGCCGGGAAGAGAAGAUUUAUCAUUUAGGGCAGACGUCACAAUGAAAUCAUUUGUCCACCUUUUUGUUGUUACUGUGGCAGAAUCGGCUGUUCUUUCAGAACUUGCGCUAAUCUGUUAAAUCUUCUAAAAAUCUCUUCUUUUAACUAAAAUGAAAACAAGGCUUAUGUAUGUUUUCUAAUGUACUCCAUCCCUUCAUUUUUGUAUCAUGUUAGAGAUGUAUGAAAAGUGUGCUUGAUUUUAUUUUAUUUUUUUUCCAAUUAAAGAUUUGAAUCAUG
Molecule: messenger RNA, 1556 nt
Organism: Ictalurus punctatus (channel catfish)
Lineage: Eukaryota; Metazoa; Chordata; Actinopteri; Siluriformes; Ictaluridae
Gene: srsf9
Product: serine and arginine rich splicing factor 9
Exons: 5
Coding region: 341-1060 (239 amino acids)
Cellular component (GO): nucleus; ribonucleoprotein complex; cytoplasm
Molecular function (GO): mRNA binding
Source: RefSeq, a predicted model, not a curated record